Messenger RNA from Vigna angularis (adzuki bean), 1402 nucleotides. RefSeq names its product sodium/hydrogen exchanger 1. The record is from RefSeq and is a predicted model, not a curated record. Gene Ontology annotation, cellular component: membrane. NCBI's taxonomy places the organism in Eukaryota, Viridiplantae, Streptophyta, Magnoliopsida, Fabales, Fabaceae. Gene Ontology annotation, molecular function: sodium:proton antiporter activity. Gene Ontology annotation, biological process: proton transmembrane transport.
CUCACUGCAAUUUCAAUUGCUCUUUUAUUCUUUAACCGUUCCAGGUUUCGAGUGAAGAAGAAACAAUUUUUCCGCAACUUUAUGACUAUUAUGCUCUUUGGUGCAGUUGGUACUUUGAUCUGCAUCAUAUCACUGAGUGCCAUACAUUUUUUUCAGAAGUUGAAUAUCGAUUCCCUCAAGAUUGGAGAUUUUCUUGCAAUUGGAGUAAUAUUUUCAGCAACAGAUUCAGUUUGCACGUUGCAGGUUCUUAAUCAGGAUGAGACUCCUUUACUAUAUAGCCUGGUCUUUGGGGAAGGAGUAGUCAAUAAUGCUACCUCUGUAGUGCUCUUCAAAGCAAUUCAAAAUUUUGACCUCUCUCACAUUGACUCAAAUACUGCCUUACAGUUAAUAGGAAAUUUAUAUCUAUUCAUUGCAAGCACUGUGUUGGGAAUCUUUGCUGGAUUGCUUAGUGCUUACAUAAUAAAAAAACUCUAUUUUGACAAGCUAAUAAGACAUUCUACAGACCGUGAGGUUGCUCUCAUGGUACUCAUGGCAUAUCUUUCAUAUAUGCUGGCUGAACUGUUUUCUUUGAGUGCCAUUCUGACUGUUUUCUUCUGCGGAAUCGUGAUGUCUCACUACACGUGGCAUAAUGUAACUGAAAGUUCAAGGGUGUCAACAAAGCAUGUUUUUUCCACUUUGUCAUUCAAUGCUGAAAUCUUCAUCUUCCUCUAUGUGGGGAUGGACGCAUUAGAUAUAGAGAAGUGGCGAAUCGUAAGUGAAAGCCCAAGAAAAUCUAUUGGGGUCAGUUCGUUGCUGUUGGCACUUAUUCUAGUGGGAAGAGCUGCAUUUGUUUUCCCUCUGUCCUUCUUAUCCAACUUGUUUAAGAAGUCUCAAUCUGAGAAAAUUGAGUUAAAGCAACAAGUAACAAUUUGGUGGGCUGGUCUCAUGCGUGGAGCAGUUUCUAUCGCACUUGCUUACAAUCAGGCAUUUGGGUUGAUGACGAAGCCACUUGUAAGGCUAUUGCUUCCUUCGUCAAAGCAUGCGAUGAGCUUUGCGUCCCCACCAUCGACGCCAAAAUCAUUCACAGUGCCACUUCUUGGCAGUGGAAGAGAGGAUUCAUCAAGGACCAAUGGUGGCACCCCAAAUUAAUAUCGUGGAGUGUAUAGAAAUGUGAAGUUCAUUCUGUGAUAGCAGACAAACAACAACUAAACAUAGUUGUUUGCAGGUUCCCAAUCAUGUUACCUCAGUACUAGGUACAAUUUUGAUUCCAUGUCCAACUAACCAAAUUUUCUCAGUUUUGGGAAAUGUUGCUGCCUAAUCUAUCUCAUCAUUUAUGUAACACACAUAUAUAAUUGGAGGGGGCAAUUUAAAAGGCCUAAGGUCAAUUUAUGCUCACCUAUCUUAACCACCUUGUUUUCUUCUA